GAGCGGUUUAAUUACUGCAGUUUUAAGGGCCUGUGUCAAUUCACCUGAGUGAAGAGACAUGUUUACUAUAUGAAGUAGAACAGAGUACAAACCAAUGGCGUCACAGUGAAUACGUACACUAAUUUUAUCAAUUGUAUGCCCAAACCAGUCUGAGAGUAGAAUAAGGUCGCACUCACACCUAAUAUUCCGCUCUUUUGGUCCGCACCAGAAGCAACUUAUUCAGAAGGUUUGGUUUGCAUUCACACAGUCAAACCUCAAACGGACUAUAAACAGUGAACAAAAGUCAUGUGCACAGAAAUGCUGUUCAAAUUUAAUUGUUUGGUCUAUAAUUCAAAACAUGUAUUCAUUCAUUCAUUUAGUUGUACCUAUUAUACCUGCAAUAGUUCCAUGUUUCCAUACGUGUCCUACAAAAGAAACAUUUUCCUUCGUCGAUUUAAAAAUGGCAUAACUGUUUGUUGGUCAGUCUUGCCAAAACACAGAAUAUUGUGUAGGCUGUUUUCCAUACAUUGAUGAAACCCUCUCUGAUUGGAUGGCCCAGAACGUCAUACUUGAAUGCGGCCUCUAGGCAGUUUUUUUGUUACAAAGACAACCAUCAACCCCUAACACAGAUCUGUGUGUCUCUGUUGAGCCUUUGCAUUACAUCUUUGGUUUCAUCAUGACGUUUGGUCUUUCUCAGGAGCAGUACUGUUUUCCGGGCUCUAAUGCCUCGUGUGUUACGGAUCAGUUCAAUGUGGGGAUCAAAGUUGCCCUUUACUUGUUGUUUGUUUUAUGUAUGCUGGUUACCAUUGUAGGGAACUUUAUUGUCAUUGUGUCAAUAGCUCAUUUCAAGGAGUUGCAUAAUCCCACCAAUCUGCUUGUUUUAUCUCUUGCUCUCUCUGACCUUCUUGUUGGGGUUGCUGUGAUGCCCUUCAGCGCCAUCCGGACCAUUCAUGGCUGCUGGUUUUACGGAGAUGAUUUCUGUAUGCUUCACUCAAGUUUAGAUAUGUCUCUUACAACUGUUUCUAUAUUCCAUCUAAUGUGUAUUGCCGUGGACAGGCAACAAGCCAUAUGUAAUCCUCUGCAUUAUUCUAGGAAUUUCACAAUGUCAGUGGCUUGGAUUAUGGUAUGUGCAAGCUGGGCGUUGGCUGCCGUCUUCGCUUAUGGACUACUUUACUCAAAAGCCAACGUAGCAGGGUUAGAGGAGUAUAUAGAAUCAAUAAAGUGCCUCGGCAGUUGUAACCUUCUCUUUAACCCCCUUUGGGGAAUCCUGGACAGUGUUACUGCCUUUUUCUUUCCCUGCACUGUUAUGAUUUGUCUGUACACUAAAAUAUUUAUUGUGGCUAAAGAGCAUGUCAAAAAGAUUGGAGACAUGAACAAUUGUUCAAACGACAGGGUAAAAGGUGGGUUUGUUAAACAGUCUGAGCAUAAGGCUGCAAAGACUCUGGGUAUUGUGCUUGGUGCCUUUAUCUUUUGUUGGAUGCCGUUUUUUAUGAUUACUAUAAUCGAUGCCUUCACUGGCUUUAACACACCUGCUGCCCUCUUCGAGGCAUUUGUUUGGUUGGGUUACUUCAACUCAACCUUAAAUCCAAUAAUCUAUGCCUUCUUUUAUCCUUGGUUUAAGAAAUGCUUUUAUCUUAUUGUCAAUAUGAAAAUAUUUAACCCACAUUCUUCAACCAUGAAGGUGCUUACACAUUUAUGA
This is a messenger RNA of Eleginops maclovinus (Patagonian blennie), 1678 nucleotides long. RefSeq names its product trace amine-associated receptor 13c-like. The transcript has a single exon. The coding region runs from base 656 to 1678 and encodes 340 amino acids. Lineage: Eukaryota; Metazoa; Chordata; Actinopteri; Perciformes; Eleginopidae. The record is from RefSeq and is a predicted model, not a curated record. Gene Ontology annotation, cellular component: membrane. Gene Ontology annotation, biological process: G protein-coupled receptor signaling pathway. Gene Ontology annotation, molecular function: trace-amine receptor activity.